GCAGAACAAGACAACGGUCACCCACUUCCGGCCUUUGCUAAUCUUCAUAUCGAUAUUCUAGAUGAAAACAAUCAGGCUCCCUACUUUACUUUUACCACAUACCAAGGCUUUAUACUAGAGUCGUCACCUGUUGGAACCACUAUAUCUGAAAAUCAGAAUUUGUCAGUUCCAUUACCAAUUAUAGCCCUGGAUAAUGACAUUGAAGAG
Molecule: messenger RNA, 207 nt
Organism: Pelobates cultripes (western spadefoot toad)
Lineage: Eukaryota; Metazoa; Chordata; Amphibia; Anura; Pelobatidae
Source: the annotation of a GenBank genome assembly